AUGGCUGUCGGGGUCCGAGUGUCCUCCUCCGCCCUCCUGUCUCCUGGGGUUGAAGGUCUGGUCCUGCAGGUAAACCCGGCUGAUGUCCCCGCCCUGGAGAUCAAAUUGGGAGCACUAGUGGUCCUGCUGACCUCCUCGCUGCUGUUUGGCUUCACUCCACUGUGCAUCACCCAGGGAACGGGGCGCUGCAACCUGAACCCAGAUUUACGCCACAGGCUUCUUGGCCUCAUCAGCUGCUUUGCUGGAGGAGUUUUCUUGGCCACCUGCCUGUUGGACCUGCUGCCAGACUACCUGCAGGGCAUCAACGAGGCCUUCAGCAGUGCAGGCAUCACACUCCAGUUCCCUCUUCCCGAGUUCAUUGUGUCUAUGGGCUUCUUCCUGGUCCUAGUCCUGGAACAGGUCAUCCUGGCCUUCAAGGACCAGUCCUAUUCACACUUGGAGGAGCGUCGGGCUCUACUGGUGGAGUCCAGCAUCCAGGCCGCCAGCAGGACCGGCCGCCACCUUCACCAUCACUCGCCCGAGCCGGACGGUGGCCACAACUACGUGGACUUCAGCUCCCAGUCGGCCUUGCGGGCUUUCAUCCUGGUCUUCUCUCUGGCUCUGCACUCCGUGUUUGAGGGCUUGGCUAUAGGCCUGCAGGAGGAGGGGAGGGACGUGCUGGAGAUCUGCUUGGCACUGAUGAUCCACAAGAGCAUCAUCUCCUUCAGCCUCUCCUUUAGGCUGUGUCAGGGGCGGCUGCGACGCUCUGCGGUGGCCGGCUGCCUGCUGCUGUUUGCUGUCAUGUCUCCCCUGGGAAUCAGCCUGGGCAUCGGGCUCACCGAGACUAGGGCGUCCCCCCAGCACCAGCUGGCCCGCUGCACCCUGCAGGGGCUGGCAGCGGGAACCUUCAUCUACAUCACCUUCAUGGAGAUCCUGCCUCACGAGCUCAGUUCCCCCAGGAACCGAAUGGCCAAGGUGGCAAUGCUGCUGGUGGGCUUCGCCGUGGUGACGGCCGUGCUCUUCAUCAAGCUGUAACCAGGUCUGCCUGGGAAUGAGACCUGAAGCUGCUCCGAUUCCAGUGUAGGAAACAUUCCAGGAUUUCAAGGGUAGAGCUGUGGAAACAGCUGCUGACAGAGGAGAAUGUGAGUUGGUAUAAUUUGGGAAAUUUCUGAAUUUCCUCAUUUCACUUCAUGAUAGUAAAAACCUCUGAAGACUUUCAGUGUGAAUGUCUGGGAAUGCUUUUACACCAAUGGGGUUUAGAAAGUGGACAGAUGUAUUUUUGUAAUUAUGUCAUCAAAGGCUUUGAUCCAAAGGCAAUUUAAAGAUUUUACUCAGCAUGUUAAAUUUAUGAAUAAUUAUAUUUUGUAAAGUGAGAAUACAACAGAAUAGUUUUGGAUAUUCCUUACAUUUUUAAAAUAAAAAAAUGUAAAUAUU
Messenger RNA from Betta splendens (Siamese fighting fish), 1413 nucleotides. RefSeq names its product zinc transporter ZIP1-like. The coding region runs from base 1 to 1014 and encodes 337 amino acids. The record is from RefSeq and is a predicted model, not a curated record. The transcript is spliced from 3 exons. NCBI's taxonomy places the organism in Eukaryota, Metazoa, Chordata, Actinopteri, Anabantiformes, Osphronemidae. Gene Ontology annotation, molecular function: zinc ion transmembrane transporter activity. Gene Ontology annotation, biological process: zinc ion transmembrane transport. Gene Ontology annotation, cellular component: plasma membrane.